This is a messenger RNA of Eupeodes corollae, 1512 nucleotides long. RefSeq lists its product as uncharacterized. The record is from RefSeq and is a predicted model, not a curated record. Lineage: Eukaryota; Metazoa; Arthropoda; Insecta; Diptera; Syrphidae. Bases 1 to 1512 code for a protein of 503 amino acids. The transcript has 2 exons. Gene Ontology annotation, molecular function: nucleic acid binding; zinc ion binding.
AUGAACAAAAUUAUCGCUAAACGUGGUAGGGCUAAAGGGUGCAUUACGAAUGCAUCAUCGUAUAUAGACACUAUCGAUACGACAACGACCCUUUCCACGUUAGAAUUUCGCCUGAAUAAACUCGAAGAAUCGUGGCAAGAAUUCGUUAGCUUACAAAACGAUUUGUUAGACCAUAUAGACACGGAAGGGUACGUAGAUCGCGAAUCAGAGUAUGCUGAGUAUGAGGAAAAAUAUUUUCGUACACAUGUGGCUCUUGCAAAUGCUAUUUUUGAACUUAAGAAAGAACAUACCGAUAACAAGUUGACCCCUUCACAAAGUAAAGCUCAAGAAAACAAUCGCGGGGCUCCUAUAAACGCGGCUUCUAUAUCUACUCAAUACACACCACAGGAUGUCCCUGAGGAACAUACAGAUUUUCCAAUUCGACGUGCAUUGAAUCCGAUUCAGCUACCUAAAAUCACAAUUGAACCGUUUUCUGGUGAUUAUAAAGACUGGCCAACUUUCCGCGACAUGUUCUUAGGAACCGUUGACUCAAAUAUUACUUUAUCACCGGUUCAAAAGCUACAUUUUCUGAAAUCAUUCCUUCGUGGACGCGCCGCGGAUUUAAUCAGUCAUGUUAAAUGUUCUGAAGCAAAUUACGUUGAGACAUGGGAUAGGUUGGAAAGACGUUAUGACCAAAGACAUUUAAUCAUUAAAUCUUUCAUUGAUUCAUUUAUCUCACUUCCGAACUGUUCUAACGGAAAUAUCGAAUCGCUUAAUAAAAUUGCGGACGGAGCGGAAGAAGUUGUAAGAGGUCUUAACGCACUUGAUUGUAACAAUAGGGACCCUUGGCUCAUUUAUAUGUUGCAUGAAAAGUUGGACUUUGAAACCAAAAAGGCAUGGGCUGCAGAAACAGGUUCAAGGGAUGAUAAAACGAUAAAUGAGUUUUUGGAGUUUCUGCAAUUUCGAUGUCGAUGUUUAGAAACUUGCCAACCAACUACACGUCCCAGCCAAACUCGUAGUGUAAAGUCAUCUAAGGCAGUUUUAUCACAUGUCGUUGAAAAUCGUUCAGUAUGUCUUAAGUGUAAAAAGGAUCAUUUGCUUUCACAAUGCCCAGAGUUUAAAGCUUUGACAGUAGCUGCACGUCGUGAAUUUACUAAAAAUUCUUCUUUAUGUUUUAAUUGUUUGAGACAAGGGCAUUCGUCUAGGAGAUGUCGUUUUAACUCUCGUUGUAGUUUGUGCAACGCUAGGCAUCAUAAUUUAGUACAUUCUUCCGAAAAUACACCUUCGAGGCCUUCAGAUCAAUCUGUUCCGAAUUCUAAUGAAUCGAAUCAGAAUUCUGAACAACCUGUCAUUGCAAAUCAUUCUAUUGAGCCUUCACAUCGUACCACAACUAUUUUACCUACAGCUGUUGCUUGGGUUAAGGACAAAUCUGGGAAUUAUCACAGUGUUCGUAUGCUUCUCGAUUCGGGAUCGCAAGCAUCAUUUGUAACCGAAGGAGCAGUUCUGCCUCUGCAGGCCAGACAAACGGACUAG